CCGCCAUUGGCUCCCGCAUCGCCGCUCGUGCCGCCCAGCCUGAGGGGGGGCAGACGCGCAUAGAGGUUACAGCUCCCAGCAUGCAGCGCUACGGCAUUUGACUUCCGCCGUCAGGCUCGGAACACGUGACCGGAAGGGCGUCGCCUCUUGGGAAAGGUCACUGGGGUAGGUAGGGGGCUGAGGGCGGGGGGAGCGCGAGGCGUCCGACCCGGAACAGCAACCGACCCCGACGUCUCUGAGACGGCCCCGGCAGCAGGGGCAAGAUGGUCUCCGCCAAGCAGCUAGCGGACUUCGGCUACAAGGCCUUCUCCGGCUCCAUGAUGCUUCUGACCGUCUACGGGGGCUAUCUCUGCAGCGCCCGAGUUUACCGUUACUUCCAGCGCCAAAAAGCCCUGAAGCAGCUUGAACAGAACCAGCUCCACCCAGGGGCCGUGGAGGACUGAGUGCUGCUCCCGGGCUGAGAGACACUGAAUGAGCAGCGCGGAGGCUGGGUUGGGAUUACUUCUGCUGCAGUAAUCAGGUAGCAAGUGCAACCCUUCCAGAUCACAGAUGAGGGCUAGUUUAGAUCAUCCGGGGUUUUCCUCCCGCACACUACGGUGUCUUGUUUCUCUGCACUAGCGAGAGGUUACAAAGUAACUCUGUGUAAGCAUGUUUUGAUCAUGUGAUAAUUAAAUAUUUUACUUAUUUA
Trachemys scripta elegans is the source of this 688-nucleotide messenger RNA. RefSeq names its product cytochrome c oxidase assembly protein COX14. The record is from RefSeq and is a predicted model, not a curated record. The transcript is spliced from 2 exons. Lineage: Eukaryota; Metazoa; Chordata; Testudines; Emydidae. Gene Ontology annotation, cellular component: mitochondrion. The coding region runs from base 264 to 443 and encodes 59 amino acids. Gene Ontology annotation, biological process: mitochondrial respiratory chain complex IV assembly.